Messenger RNA from Diospyros lotus (date-plum), 1790 nucleotides. RefSeq names its product putative transferase At1g60990, chloroplastic. NCBI's taxonomy places the organism in Eukaryota, Viridiplantae, Streptophyta, Magnoliopsida, Ericales, Ebenaceae. Gene Ontology annotation, molecular function: protein binding; aminomethyltransferase activity. Gene Ontology annotation, biological process: glycine decarboxylation via glycine cleavage system. The transcript is spliced from 12 exons. Gene Ontology annotation, cellular component: mitochondrion. The coding region runs from base 1 to 1386 and encodes 461 amino acids. The record is from RefSeq and is a predicted model, not a curated record.
AUGUUUAUUAAUUUUACCCAAAUUCCUAAUAACCGCCCCAAGAUUAGCAGAGUUCCUUUUGGCGGUAGGGAGAAGCGGUUUCAGGCUCCGGAGCCGGAAACAAUGUCCAGCGCUGGCUACUUCCCAGCUUGUAGUAGCAGUUCUAGCAGUUUCAAUUAUCUUCUUCCCCAGAUUCCAAAAUCAGCUUCUUCUCCAAAGCCCUUGUCACUGUCCGGGCGAAUCUCGCAUCGCAACUACACCUUUCGGACAACUCGGAAUUUCUCUACAUCAUCGUCGUCAGCCCACUUCGACCUCUCUCCUCCUCCCAUCGACCACGACCUCCUCGAAACUGUGACGGUUGCCGGGGCAAAGUUAUCAGAAGAUGGGAUCAUUGAAACGUUCAAUAACGAUGAGCUGGCACUAGAUGCAGUUGAUACUGGCGUUGUGGUUGUGGAUCUUUCACAUUAUGGAAGGAUAAGAGUCUGUGGUGAAGACCGUAUUCAGUUCCUUCACAACCAAACUACUGCAAAUUUUGAAUGUCUUCAUGAAGGACAGGGAUGUGACACUGUCUUUGUGACGCCUACAGCUCGAACUAUCGAUAUUGCCCAUGCAUGGAUUAUGAGGAAUGCAAUUACGUUAGUGGUCUCACCAGUGACCUGCAAAAGCAUAUGUGACAUGCUAAGAAAGUACAUAUUUUUGGCUGACAAGGUAGAAAUUCAAGACAUCACUAAACAAACAUGCUUGUUUGUGCUAGUGGGACCUAGAAGCAAAAAUGUAAUGGAGGAUUUAAAUCUGGGAGACUUGGUUGGACAACCAUAUGGAUCACAUAGACACUAUACUGUGAAUGGGAUGCCUAUAACUGUAGCUGUGGGAAAUAUCAUCUCGGAAGAAGGCUUUUCUCUAUUGAUGUCACCAGGUGCUGCAGGGUCAGUUUGGACAACUCUCUUAAGUCAAGGGACAAUUCCAAUGGGUUCUAAUGCAUGGGAAACAUUAAGGAUUUUCCAAGGAAGGCCAGCUCCUGGUAAAGAGCUCACUGAUGAGUAUAAUGUUCUGGAGGCUGGUCUGUGGAAUGCCAUUUCUCUGGACAAAGGGUGUUAUAAGGGACAAGAAACCAUUUCUAGACUCAUAACAUAUGAUGGCAUCAAGCAGAGGUUGUUGGGUAUUCGCCUAUCAUCCCCAGCAGAGCCAGGCAGCCCCAUUACAGUGGGUGCAAAAAAGGUUGGGAAACUGACAAGCUAUGUAGUUGGAACGAAUGAAACCGAACAUUUUGGUUUGGGCUACAUCAAGAGGAAAGCGGCUUCUGAAGGCGAUACAGUAACUGUUGGAGACAACGUUGUUGGGACAGUGGUGGAAGUUCCUUUUCUUGCUCGACAGCGUCCUCCUCUAUCAAAGAAUACCAAUUCUUGAUGCUGCAACUCUUUUUAUGUAUUGAUGUUUGCUGGCUGCAUAUAACACUCAGACUGGGCAGCAUUUAUAGGACCUGUAAUGUUUUAAUUAGUUCUUGAAAUAGUCACCAAAGUUCCAAAUAGCAAAGCUUGCUUGAUUGUGUUUGUUAUGAAAUUUGAAAUUUGUGUUGUAUGGGAGCUUGUAUUGAUGGAAAUUAUGAUUAGCUGCCUUCCCAUCCUCUGGUCGAGAAUCAGGAAAUUAUGAGAGAAAUUAGGAGAUAAGCAAGGCAAUUGUGUAUGGUGGAGUGCCAUUUUUAUAGUGGAGUAAUGAAGUAGUGGAAUGCUAUUUUUUUGCGAAUGUUAUUUCUUAGUGUAAAUAAUUGUUGGGAUAGCAAUUAUAUAAAACUAUGUAAGAACUUAUUUGAA